CAUCUCCCUUUUCCCUCCUCUCUCUCCCUCCACAUUUACCUCUCUCUCUCUCUCUCCAUAUACCCUCUGCUUUUCUCUCUGGUCUGAGCUUUAAUCUUUACAUAACAGCCACGCCUCUCUGAUCAAAAGACCAAGAACUUGUCUUCAUAGUAGAGUUUGAUCAUCAUGCUAUCUUCUCCCCUUGAUUCCCCUGUUUGGCUAUCUUCUAAAGUUCAGUCUUUAGUUAUGGCGGAUUACUUUUCUUUUCGUGAUGUGAGUGUUACACCAAACGCCUCCAACUCGCAAAGUCAUGUUACUAUUCCUCAACCACCACCACCUCCACCUCCGAGUAACCAACCGAGGUUCGAUUUAUCGUGUCGGAUCGAUAAGUGUUGCUCUGUCCCAAAGGAAGCUAAGGAUGUAUGGGACAAGCUAUUUAGUGAAGGAAUUGGAGCUGAUGUUCGUGUUCUUAGCCGUGAAAAUGAGAUUGUUCUAGCCCAUUCCACAGUUUUGAGUGUUGCAUCACCAGUUCUAGGGAAUACUCUACAACAAUUGAAACCGAAGGAUGGUUUCGUAUGCAUCAAAAUUCCCGGGGUGUCGCAUAGAGCUGUUUGUGCCUUCUUGCGGUUUCUUUACUCAUCUUGUUACGAGGAGGAAGAGAUGGAGAAGUUUGUUCUUCAUCUAUUGGUGUUAUCACAUUCCUAUUCAGUGACACCCCUUAAAAAUGUGUGCGUCAACUUUCUCGAGCACAAUUGGCUCGAUAUGGAGAACGUGAUUGACGUGUUACAAUUAGCUAAAAAAUGCGAUGCCCCACGGCUAUCCUUGAUUUGUGUCCGUCUGAUUGUGAAGAACUUCAAAACCGUGGCCUCCACGGAAGGGUGGAAAGUGAUGAAGCGCGUUGAUCCAGCACUUGAGCAAGAGAUUUUGGAGUACGUUGUCGAAUUCGAUACGAGAAAAGAAGAGAGGUUGAAGAAAAUUGAAGAGAAGAAAGUGUACUUGCAAUUGGCAGAGGUGAUGGAGGCGAUGAUUCACAUAUGCAGGGACGGUUGUCGAUCGAUUGGGCCACGAGACAAGUUGUUAAAGGUUAGCCAGCCGGCAUGUAACUACCCGGCUUGCAAAGGGCUCGAGAGUUUGAUUCGUCAUUUUUCAAUUUGCAAAACACGAGUUCCGGGUGGUUGUACACAUUGCAAACGAAUGUGGCAGCUUCUCGAGCUCCAUUCGAGAAUGUGCGACCAGUCUGGGUCAUGCAAGGUCCCUCUUUGUAGGCAUUUCAAAGAGAAAAUGGGGCAACAGAGCAAGAAAGACGAAACAAAGUGGAAGGUAUUGGUUAGCAAAGUCCAAACUACAAAGAAUAUGUUAGGGAAGUCGAGGGGAUGAGGUAGUUGCCAGGGUUAAUUUUGAAAAAUUAAUGUACAAGAAAAGUUUUCUUGUGCUUCCUCAAUCUUGGAGGUAGGAAAAUGAGCAUAAGGCUGUAUUUUUUUUAAGCCUUCAUUAAUGAGUAUAUGUAAAAUAUAAACAAAAUCAAAUCCUCUUAUUUGGUU
Impatiens glandulifera is the source of this 1520-nucleotide messenger RNA. Its product is annotated as BTB/POZ and TAZ domain-containing protein 3. Gene Ontology annotation, molecular function: protein binding. The transcript is spliced from 6 exons. The coding region runs from base 166 to 1356 and encodes 396 amino acids. NCBI's taxonomy places the organism in Eukaryota, Viridiplantae, Streptophyta, Magnoliopsida, Ericales, Balsaminaceae. The record is from RefSeq and is a predicted model, not a curated record.